AUGGAUCCUAAUAAUGCUGAUAAUACCAAUGUGGCAAAUCCAAAUGGGGAUGAGCAACAAAGAAGAGUGCUUGGCUCUUAUUCUGCUCCUACUGCAGAUCUUUAUGGAAAAAGCAUUGUGGUGCCUCCUAUAGCUGCGAACAACUUUGGUUUGAAGCCACAACUGGUCACACUGACAAAUGGAGUGAACCUAGAGGUCAAUUACAUGGGGAGUGCUACUAGAAAUCCCAACAAUGAUCCCUAUUCUAAGACCUACAAUCAGGGGUGGAGAAAUCACCCAAAUUUUAGGUGGAGAGAGCAACCUCAGAGGCCACAAAAUUUUAAUCAUAAUUCUCAGGGUGGUUUUCAUCAGAAUAAUUUUAAUAACCACCAUUUUCAGUCAUCUCAGCAAGUAACUUCUCAGCCCCAACAGAAUAAUGAUUUGGAAGCAAUAAAGAUAAGUUUUAGACAGGAAACCAGACCAUCAAUCAAUAACUUAGAGAUUCAGAUGGGUCAAUUAGCCACAAAAGUUAAUGAAAUUGAUCAAAUGACCACUAAUAGCCUUCCUGGUAAUACAGUGCCAUGUGAAUCACACCAUAACCAAACCUCUUUAUCCUCACAACCCAGCUUGGCUUCAGUACCCUCUCUUAACAAGAACUAUCAUUAUUCUUGUUCUAAUUAUUCAACCGCCUCAUACAACUGCAUCGCAACCCUAAAAGGACACAACUACUACACAUCCUCCUUAACCCUCUCCGCUAAAUUCCUCUACAGUGGCUCCUCCGACAGAGAAAUUAGGUCAUGGUCCAAACAAUCAUUAUUAACUACCACUAAUAAUAUAGUCCUUGCUGGGAAAGGUGCAGUCAAGUCUCUAGUUGUUCACUCAGACAAGCUCUUUAGUGCUCACCAAGAUAACAAAAUUAGGGUUUGGAAGAUCACCAACAAUAUCAACAACCACCACGACCAUGAGCAGAAGUACACGCGUUUGGCCACGCUUCCAACGCUCAGCGACCGCGUCUCCAAGAUAUUACUCCCCAAAAACCACGUUAGAAUCCGGAGGCACAAAAAGUCCACGUGGGUUCACCACGUGGAUGCAGUGUCUUGUCUUGCCCUAUCCCAUGACGGAGCCUUGUUAUACUCUGCCUCGUGGGACAGGACGAUCAAGAUUUGGCGAACCAGAGACUUUGCGUGUUUGGAAUCAGUGAUAAAUGCACACGAUGAUGCCAUCAACGCAGUUGCAGUUUCCAACGAUGGACGCGUCUACACAGGAUCGGCGGACAAAAGAAUCAAGGUUUGGAAGAAGAAAGGCGGCGGCCAAGGAGUAGUGGGAGAGAAAAGCAAAAGCAAAAACAAACACUACCUUGUGGACACGUUGGAGAAACACAAGUCUGGGAUCAACGCUUUGGCGCUUAACGGCGACGGUUCGUUACUAUAUUCCGGGGCAUGUGAUAGAUCAAUACUGUUAUGGGCGAAGAAGGAAGAAGACAAAGAAGGAGAAGGUGGUGAUGGAAAAAUGGUGGUGGUGGGUGCGCUUAGGGGGCAUGGUAAGUCUAUACUUUGCUUAGUGGUGGUGAUGGAUUUUGUUGUGAGUGGUUCAGAGGACAAAACGAUUCGUGUUUGGAGGGGUUUUGGCGGGAGAGAGUAUACUUGUGUGGCGGUUUUGGAAGGGCAUAGAGGACCAAUUAAGAGCCUAACCGCCAUGGUUGAUCAUAACCAUGAUGAUCCUUCCCAAGCAUCGAUGGUUGUCUAUAGUGGCAGUUUGGACUGUGACAUUAAGGUUUGGAAGGUUUUUGUUCCUCUUCCCUGAAUUUAGUUCUAUAUAGGAUGUGCUUUACAAUUUCUUUUUUAUUUUAUUCAAAACUUUACAAUAUACCACCAUACAAUAUACCAUUAUAAACUCAAAAAAUAAUAUGUGCAUUUAUAUAUAUUUUCUUUUCUUUCUGUGUCCCCAGAUAAAAAAUAUAAAUUCAACAGCAAUUUGUGCCUCA
This is a messenger RNA of Arachis duranensis, 1963 nucleotides long. Its product is annotated as protein JINGUBANG. Gene Ontology annotation, molecular function: protein binding. Lineage: Eukaryota; Viridiplantae; Streptophyta; Magnoliopsida; Fabales; Fabaceae. The coding region runs from base 1 to 1782 and encodes 593 amino acids. The transcript has 4 exons. The record is from RefSeq and is a predicted model, not a curated record.